Myxocyprinus asiaticus (Chinese sucker) is the source of this 3042-nucleotide messenger RNA. Its product is annotated as claudin-8-like. Gene Ontology annotation, cellular component: bicellular tight junction; plasma membrane. The transcript is spliced from 2 exons. Gene Ontology annotation, molecular function: structural molecule activity. NCBI's taxonomy places the organism in Eukaryota, Metazoa, Chordata, Actinopteri, Cypriniformes, Catostomidae. The record is from RefSeq and is a predicted model, not a curated record. The coding region runs from base 207 to 1253 and encodes 348 amino acids. Gene Ontology annotation, biological process: bicellular tight junction assembly; cell adhesion.
UGCCAUUUGGCUCUAUUUGGACACUGUUGCACUCUGUGAUUUGGGGAUAACAAUAACAAUUCUCAUACACCUCUGAACUUUUGCUUACGACUCUAUGAGACCUUUGGAUUUGCACGCUGGAUCACUAAAAGGAUAACUGACGCAAUAACAGAGGACAACGUCUGUCCCCAUAAAAGAAAGAGUGACCAGGCUUCGCACAUAGGUCAAUGAUGGUUCAUGGGAAGUGUGAGCUCAUCGCUCUGUGCCUGGGCAUCAUCGGUCUGAUUGGCACGGCCACGAUCACAGGCCUUCCCAUGUGGAAAGUGACAGCUUUCAUUGGCGAGAACAUCAUCGUCAUGGAGACACGCUGGGAGGGCUUGUGGAUGACCUGCUUCAGGCAGGCGAGCAUUCACAUGCAGUGUAAAGUUUACGACUCUUUGCUCUUCCUCCCACCAGACUUACAAGCGGCACGUGGGCUGACAUGUUGUGCUCUUGCUCUAUCUAGUCUGGGCCUCCUGGUGUCCAUCACGGGCCUUCGUAGCACGGCGUGUCUCAAAGAUCAACCGCGCCUCAAAAACAUUAUCGUGAUGGUCGCGGGGGCGAUGCAGAUCUUGGCUUGUAUUUGCGUUAUCAUCCCGGUCUCUUGGACUGCCCACACCAUCAUCAGAGACUUCUAUAACCCAUUACUGAUUGACGCCCAGCGUAGGGAACUAGGAGAGGCACUCUAUAUUGGCUGGAUUACCAGUGCCCUCCUUCUGGCAUCUGGAGUCAUAUUUCUCUGCCGUCGUGUUGGUCCGCAGUCAGGCUCGUUUUACAUGUAUCCGCCCAGUCAUCCAGGCAAUAAACCUACUCUAAACCGCUUCCAUCCUGUCUCCAGCACCUGUAGUUCUACUGGACAACAGCCCUUGCUCCAGAACAACAGUCUUUCCCCUUCUGUAUGUAGCUUUGCCAUUACGCCAUCUGUUGGUCAACGUUCAUCCUACACCAGGCAGCAAAUGAUAACACGACCUUUAGUGUACAACCAGAACAUGUUACCACUUCAUAACCCACACACAUACGGCUCAAAUAUAAUGCAAAUGCAUGUACCCAGAAAUACUCAGUAUCCCAGUCAGCUUUCCACACAUUUCAGAGGAAGCAACAGCAGCAAUCUGUACGCCUCCUAUACUUCUGGCUCAGCAUUUCAACCUUUACCUCAGAAUCCACUCUUCAUAGGGUACAACUUUUCCAAGGUUCAGUCGUACAGCUCAGACAGUAGCUCUGGACUGCGUAUUUAAUAACAUAUUUUACAUAUAAAAAAAUAAAUAAAAAAAUCCUUAAAAUUAAAUCGUUAUGACAGUUUUUAACAACAUAAACUAAAAUAUAUGCAGUGUCCAAAACUCUGAGACCAUUAUUGAAAAUGCUUCUAUUUUGCAUUAUAUUCUAAUUAAAUACAAAUUUUAUUCAUCACAAGUUAAAAAAACAAAAAACAAAAAAACCUCAUGUUUAACUGAAAACUGAAAUCAAUUUGAAAAUGUCUUCCCCCUUUUGCUUUAAAACCUGAUAAUACGUUAUUUGAUUUUUUGUGUGUAUUGUGUGUAGCACUGAAAUCACAUGGUCAGGGUCACAAAUUUGAAAGCUAAACUUUGUGCAGAACCUUAAUUAUUUCUUCAUAUUUUUUACAUUUUUUGUACUUUGAAAUGGAUUCUGAGAGCUGAUGGUUAUUUUGUGAGAACAUUGAUGACCAAUUUGAAAUUAUUAGCUCAGUGCAAAGAUUUUGACUGAUUGUUUGUUAUGCCAACUGAAAUUUAGCCCCCAUAAACAACCUUUGUUUCACAACGGGGCAUGAGAACAGCAAACAUAUGAGCAUAUCAAACCAGUUAAGAAGUGGUUUGUUAUUCUCUGUGAUUAAAUAAAAAGCACUGAGUUUGACCUGGAGCUAAAAAAAUGAAAAUAUUUGAAGAUAUCAUAAUUUUAAUAUCCCAUGCUGUUAAUAUUAGUAAACAGGGGACAGUAAAUGUACUAAAUAUUCACUGAUGAUUAACCAGUAGAUGACGUUACACAUAUUUAUUAGCCUACCCGUACAAAUGGGUUGUUAAUCUGCAUUUUCUUCCGUUUUAGUUGGCUUUUUGUAAGCAGAAACUUAUUUUUAAAUAUUUAAUAAAAAAUUAAUCCUUUGUUUGUUAUAAAGAAUUGAGAAAACCAAUCAAAAAAUGUUACGCAAUUCGUUUUAUGUUAUGUAAUAUUAUGUAAUGUGGUCUAUUAUAGUUCCUUGGUUUGGUAAUGUAAUCGAGCUCUGAGGAAGGUCACCUGUGACCGAAACGUUUGCUAUUUUGCAGUGAAACUGAAACACAUCUCACAGAUAGUGGUGUAUGUCAUCUUUUUUUUUUUAAAUAAUGGUCUGUGGGCUUUUUGUUUUUAGAUUUUAUGCGGUGACAGUAGACUUAUUCCAAACAUCAACAGUUUUAACACCUCUCCAGUCUAAAAUACCUUCUAACGGGCCGUUCACACCGAAAGCGUUUUUGCGUAUGCAGUGUAAACCCUAAUAUUGUAAUUUCUGGAAAAAUCAUGUUGUCUUAAUUAAACAUUAUUUAAAAUGUCAAGUUUUGGGCUCAUAACUCAAAUAUCUAAGUACCUUGUAUUAUUUGUUCUUAAAAAUCCAUAGACUUAAGAUUUUAAGUGUCAAUAACUUAACCUAUUGAGUACAAAACUGAUGCUAUGGGGAAUACCGACAAUGUCUUGCACUUGAAUUAUUUAAUUAUGUUUCCUUGGUCAAAGGAAACAUAUGGGAACAAGGGCAUAGCCAGGAAAUUACUUUUGGGUGGGCCUCAAUAAAAAUAGAUCGGCCAAGUUUUCGCCUCAAUUUUUUAUUUAUUUUUUACUAAAUGUUCCUUAACAACAGAGAAGAGGUGCAUUCAAACAGUUCUUUCACACUUUCAGAAAUUAGAAUUUAUGCAUUUUAAAAAACUGUUACUAUAUAUAUAUAUAUAUAUAUAUAUAUAAUUGAAUUUAAAGAAUCUCUAACAUUUUGGCAUAACCAAAGGUGGGCCGGGGUGGGCCCAGCCCACCUUUGGCUACGCCACUGUA